CGCUGCCCGCUCUAGGCCCUGUCGCGCGGCGCCGGCCCCACGUGAAGCCCGGCUGCUGGAAGGCGCGGUGCGGGCUCACGAUUCCUUGGCCCCGCGGGACGCUCGGACGGCCGCUGGGCUCCGCCUCGCGGAGCCAGGGCCGCACUGCCCCUCCGCCGCCGCGCCUCUCACGCCCGCGCCGCGGCGCCCGCGCAGGCGGGAGAUUCAAACGGCGCGAGCGCGGUGGUCCGGGUGCGCGCGGCCGCUCGGGCAGGGGCUGCGUCUCUUCCGCGAGGAGGGUGGUUUUGUCUGGCAUGCGCUUGAAGAAGGCGGUUUGCAAAGCGGGGAGGGCGCCCUGCCCGGAAGAGGUUGGGUGGUGCUGCGGCGAGAGAAGCCCCAGCGUCGGCGGGCACCGCUGUGGACCCUUGGGAGCCGUGUGUCUCGAACUCUGCAGCAGCUCAGUCUGUCAAGCAAAUUAUUUGUUGGCCAUCUAUUCCGUGCUGUUCUUGCGGGGCUGGGGGACAGUAGUGACAAGGGCGGGCUCCCGUCGCCCUCCUUACCGAGCUCUGGGGUUCCUUGGAGAGACCUCAUGUGGGUCCAAAGUUAAGGUCCAGUGUGAUCAGCGAACUAUGCCCUUGAGCCCGGGCGACGGACGCUACUAGGGAGUCAUUCAUUCAUCAGAUAUUGACUGAACUCCUCCAUCCACGUGUGACUUGUGUGCCCUAGCAGAAGUUGAGUAUGUGGGAUGUUAUGAUAAUCCUCACGGGAAAGCCCACCCUGCCAAGGAGGCUCAGGUCUUUCCAGAAUCUCCCUCUAUUGCCCAGGCUGGAGUUCAGUGUUGUGCUCUCGGUCACUGCAGCCUCCGCUUCCUGGGUUCAAGCAAUUCUGCCUCAGUCUCCCAAGUGGUAACUUUCAUAAAGUAGUGAUUCCAACGGCUAGUGGAAGUUGUGGCUCCCUUCCCCCAGGAAAAAUAAACACAUAGGCCCAGGCACAGCUUGUAUACAACGAGGAUCCCUGACUUUUUCAGGACAGGAAGAUGCCACCCAAGCGCAUAGCUAAAAGAAAGUCACCCCCAGAAGAUGCCAUCCCCAAAAACAAGAAGGUGAAGGUCUCACACAGGUCCCACAGCACAGAACCCGGCUUGGUGCUGACACUGGGCCAGGGCGAUGUGGGCCAGCUGGGGCUGGGUGAGAAUGUGAUGGAGAGGAAGAAACCGGCCCUGGUAUCCAUUCCAGAGGAUGUUGUGCAGGCUGAGGCUGGGGGCAUGCAUACCGUGUGUCUAAGCAAAAGUGGCCAGGUCUACUCCUUCGGCUGCAAUGAUGAGGGUGCCCUGGGAAGGGACACAUCAGUGGAGGGCUCGGAGAUGGUCCCUGGGAAAGUGGAGCUGCAAGAGAAGGUGGUACAGGUAUCAGCAGGAGACAGUCACACAGCAGCCCUCACCGAGGAUGGCCGUGUCUUCCUCUGGGGCUCCUUCCGGGACAAUAACGGUGUGAUUGGACUGUUGGAGCCCAUGAAGAAGAGCAUGGUGCCUGUACAGGUCCAGCUGGAUGUGACUGUGGUGAAGGUGGCCUCAGGAAACGACCACUUGGUGAUGCUGACAGCUGAUGGUGACCUCUACACCUUGGGCUGUGGGGAACAGGGCCAGCUAGGCCGUGUGCCUGAGUUAUUUGCCAACCGUGGUGGCCGGCAAGGCCUUGAACGACUCCUCGUCCCCAAGUGUGUGAUGCUGAAAUCCAGGGGAAGCCGGGGCCACGUGAGAUUUCAGGAUGCCUUCUGUGGUGCCUAUUUCACCUUUGCCAUCUCUCGCGAGGGCCAUGUGUAUGGCUUUGGCCUCUCCAACUACCAUCAGCUUGGAACUCCAGGCACAGAAUCUUGCUUCAUACCCCAGAACCUAACAUCCUUCAAGAAUUCCACCAAGUCCUGGGUGCGUUUCUCUGGUGGCCAGCACCAUACAGUCUGCAUGGAUUCAGAAGGAAAAGCAUACAGCCUGGGCCGGGCUGAAUAUGGGCGACUGGGCCUCGGGGAAGGUGCUGAGGAGAAGAGCAUACCCACCCUCAUCUCCAGGCUGCCUGCUGUCUCCUCAGUGGCUUGUGGGGCCUCUGUGGGGUAUGCUGUGACCAAGGAUGGUCGUGUUUUCGCCUGGGGCAUGGGCACCAACUACCAGCUGGGCACAGGGCAGGACGAAGAUGCCUGGAGCCCUGUGGAGAUGACAGGCAAACAGCUGGAGAACCGUGUGGUCUUAUCUGUGUCCAGCGGAGGCCAACAUACAGUCUUAUUAGUCAAGGACAAGGAACAGAGCUGAUGAAGCCUCUGAGGGCCUGGCUUCUGGGCCGCACAAACUCACAGAACAGGGAAGCAGUGACAGCUGCCGAUCGCAGCAGGCCUCUCCCCAGCCCUGAGCACUGUGUCAGCUCCUGCCUUUUCCCAUCAGCAGAACAGAAUCAUUUUCCUCUUUUUCUUCCUCCUCUUUGGAAUUCUCCUGGGACCUACAGAAUGAAGUGGGGGGAUGGACAGGGGGUUUUUCGGAAGGAACAUGGCUCACUCCAGAGCUAUAUGGUUGGAUGUUUCUCCCCUCUUCCCCACCUUCCAUAGUCCUGGCUGGCCCUGCUUUGCCUACUAGAUAACCAAAACUUCCCUGGGGUUUGGUGCCUACUCUGAACAGUUGGGACUCCAUCAAGCCCCAUUCUAGUCAUGUGCCCCUUUCCUGUCCCUAACAAUCCACAAACAAACAAAUGGUACAGUCAUAAGACCCAUCUGUCAUGGACUCACGCCCAGAGGAACGUGCAGAAAAAGCAGAGCUGCAUGGCUGUGGGCAACUCUAAGCCAAAUAUUUGGCUCAGAACAGGUGUUCAUAGGACAAAAAAAGUGACCAAGAAAAAAGGGGUUCUCCCGGAAGCACAAAGCAUACUCUUGCCCCUUGGGCACUGUCUGUUGUACACCCCACCCAACCAUUAGGCUUCACCUGCAGCCAAGGGCCUGGAAUUGCAAAGAGUAGCCACACUGGGUAAACCAGGGCAUGGGGUGGGGAGAGAGGGUAGAGGGUUUUAUAAACAAACUUUAAUAUUGAAAGAGGAAGGACUGAGGGAAGGACAGAGUGUUCAAGGAGCAGAGACUAGUCCUGAGAUGGAAACAGUAACUUGUACAGUGGCUGAGAAAAUAGAACAUAGUUUUUGAUUUUUUUUUAAUUGUAAAUAUUUUGGAGGGGAGAGUGAAAUCUUUUAACACUUUUAAUAAAUUUAGAGUUUUAUAAAAUA
Molecule: messenger RNA, 3233 nt
Organism: Callithrix jacchus (white-tufted-ear marmoset)
Lineage: Eukaryota; Metazoa; Chordata; Mammalia; Primates; Cebidae
Gene: RCC1
Product: regulator of chromosome condensation 1
Cellular component (GO): cytoplasm
Molecular function (GO): guanyl-nucleotide exchange factor activity
Source: RefSeq, a predicted model, not a curated record